UGGAAGUUGAGAUGACGAAAUGUCAGAGGAUAGCCAAUGAGCUUCUAGCUACUGAGAAGAAUUAUGUGGAAAGAUUAUUUCUAUUGGACCAGAUCUUCCAGAUGGAAAUAAUCCUAGCAAACAGCGUGAAGAAGAUGAUCCCUGAGGCAAUCAUACCGCAGAUCUUCUCAAAUACGAAGAGCAUCUACCUGCUGCACCUCAACUUCCUACUGCCGGCACUGGAAAAGGCAAUUGCUUCCAGACCAGAGGCUCCAAACAUCGGCGAGGCGAUGAUGAAGAUCGCGCCCUUCUUGAAAAUGUACAUCGAGUACGUGAGGAACUUCGACCGGGCCCGCCAAAUGCUAUUAUACUGGGUUGAUAAGUCACCCAAGUUCGCUGAACUCCUCGAAGAACUACAGAAACGUCCAGAAUGCGGUCUUCUAACCCUACAACACCACAUGUUAGAGCCAAUACAGAGAGUGCCGAGGUACGAGCUCAUGCUGAAAGAUUACCUUAAACAUCUUCCCCAAAAUUCACCAGACCGAAAAAGCGCUGAAAUUACUCUCAAGUUAGUGAACGAGGCGGCUCAACAUUCCAACGACGCCAUGAGGAAGAUAGAAAAAUUUCGAAGUCUAUUGGAUGUGAACGAGAAGUUAGGCGAGGACAUUGACCUAAUCAGCCCGACUCGAGAAUUAGUGAAAGAGGGAAAAGUGAUGAGAGUUUCGGCGAAAGAUGGCACACUUCUUGAUAGAUAUAUAUUUUUGUUCAAUGACCUCUUGCUAGUCUGCCAAGGCGGAACUCUAACUCUCAGCCAGCAGUUUAGGAUAAAGUCCAAGAUGAAUUUGGAUGAUAUGGAGAUAGUCGAGAGUAAUAACCUUGAAAUCCCCAAUACCUUUUACGUUCGCUGUCAGAAGAACUCAAUCGAACUGCACACUUCAACUGACGAAGAAAAAGACGAAUGGCAAUCUGCCUUCGUACGAACGAUUGAAGAUUAUCAGAGCAAAAUGAGAACGACGAAGAGGAGAAUGACGAUGAUGCAUCCGGUGAAAACGGAUCAAUUAGGCAAGCGGGCACCCACCUGGGUGAAAGAUAACGAGACGAGCAUGUGCAUGAGAUGUGCAGCGGCAUUCACAACAUUCCGAAGGAGGCAUCAUUGCAGAGCUUGUGGACUGGUAAUAUGCAGGCACUGUUCCACGCAUAAGGUCACCUUAGAAUUCAGCAGCAACGCCGAGGACCGCGUCUGCUGCUAUUGCUUCGGCGUCCUCACUGGCGGGAAAACAACAAAACGAUCCAGCGAAACGAAACGAUCCAGCGAAACAAAACGGCCAAACGAUACGAAACGGUCAAACGACGACGACGAAGAUGAUGGUGUCGUCGGUAGGUUGACUUGUGUUUCGAUCAGCGACGCCACUGCGAAAGUUGAUGAGAAAUUGAAGGGUGGAAAGUUAAAGUUGCAGGUCCGUAAGUUGGCAAAUACAAACAAAAACAAAUUUAAUAAUAAUAAUAAUCAUAACAAAUUAUUAUUAUUAUAA
Helobdella robusta is the source of this 1511-nucleotide messenger RNA. RefSeq lists its product as hypothetical. The record is from RefSeq and is a predicted model, not a curated record. Gene Ontology annotation, molecular function: guanyl-nucleotide exchange factor activity; metal ion binding. Lineage: Eukaryota; Metazoa; Annelida; Clitellata; Rhynchobdellida; Glossiphoniidae. The transcript has 13 exons. Gene Ontology annotation, cellular component: cytoplasm. Gene Ontology annotation, biological process: filopodium assembly; cytoskeleton organization. Bases 12 to 1511 code for a protein of 499 amino acids.